UCGAUAUGCUAGAACCACAACUGAAGCAGCCAAGAUUUCCUCCAUUUUACAACAUGAUUUACCACUGAAAUAUCAUAUAUGAUAUAUGUUAUCACUCAGACGAGUUUAAGGACUUUGUUUUUAUUAAAAAAAAAAGAGUUUGUUGCCUUAAAAUUGGCAGAAGAAACAAAAGUCGCUUUUGUAUAAGGUGAAUUAGUUACAUUUUUGUCUUGACCUAACAAUGUGUGGAUCAUGAUUGUCCUAUGCUUUUGUAUGAGCCGUUUCGCUAUGAUACGAUUACGACUAUCUUUUCUUUCACUUCUAUUAUCGACCUACGUGAGUUCUCGUACCACAAAAGUUCUACCCAUUACAUUACUGAAACACUCCUCGUAUUCAAAAAAACUUAGAUUAAUUGAGACACAACCCGUUGACUCGUAGUCAAGGUUCACCUCAUUAUCAUCAACAACCUUAAAUGCAAAUUUCAUAUUACUAUUUUCUAUUUGAAUUAAUUAAUUGAAGACAACAAUUUUUAUGAUUCUCUGUGUCUUACUACCAUGAAAACACUCUGUCUUCGCCCGCUGCUUGCUCCUAGUUCUUCAUGAUGAGUAACAGUGGCGUAGUUGGUAGCAGAGCUUUUGCAAACAAUUUAACCACAAAGUGCUUUCCCAAGCAACUUCAUUUCCACUCUCGUACUCUUGUUUUCUCUUCAUACUCGUGUUCUGCAACUCUAUCUGUGGAAUCAAAAGUAGAAGAGAAGCAAGUAUUUGAUGGAGAGAAGGCUGCUUUGCUUGUUAGAGAGCUCAGAAACAACUUUGAUACUGGCAAGACAAAGAGUUAUGAAUGGCGGAUUUCACAAUUGAAGGCCAUAGCUAAGAUGUUAGAAGAGAAAGAGAAGGAAAUUGUGGAUGCUCUUAAUAAGGACAUUUCUAAACCUCCACUAGAAGCAUUUAUAACUGAGAUUUUCCAGGCGAAAUCUUCAUGUAAUGAAGCACUUCAAGAACUUAAACAUUGGAUGAAGCCUGAAAAGGUGAGCACUUCAAUCACAGCAUAUCCAUCAUCAGCAGAGAUUGUGUCAGAACCACUAGGAGUUGUGUUGGUCAUAUCAACAUGGAACUUUCCUAUGUUGUUAUCGUUGGAUCCAGUCAUCGGAGCCAUUUCUGCGGGUAACACAGUGGUUUUGAAACCAUCAGAAGUUGCUCCUGCAACAUCUUCCCUGCUUGCUAAUUUGCUAGAAAGUUAUCUAGACAACUCUGCAGUAAGAGUUAUUGAAGGUGCUGUUCCUGAAACAACUGCACUCCUUGAGCAGAAGUGGGAUAAGAUACUUUACACAGGUAGUGCUAGAGUAGGUCGCAUUGUUAUGGCUGCUGCUGCAAAGCAUCUUACUCCAGUGAUUCUGGAGCUUGGAGGAAAGUGCCCUGCUGUUGUUGAUUCGAAUGUCGACUUACAAGUCACUGCUAGGAGGAUAAUAGCUGGAAAGUGGGCAUGCAAUAGCGGACAAGCAUGCAUUUCUGUUGAUCAUAUCAUCACAAGAAAAGACUUUGCUCCAAAGCUUAUAAAUGCUUUAAAAGAAGAACUGGAGAUUUUUUUUGGGAAAAAUCCAAUGGAAUCCAAAGACAUGUCUCGUAUUGUGUCUCCAAUGCAAUUCUCACGACUCGUGAGACUCUUGGAUGAGGAUAAGGUAUCUGACAAAAUUGUUUUAGGAGGUCAGAGGGAUGAGAAGAAAUUAAAGAUUGCUCCAACUAUAUUAUUGGAUGUUCCAGAAGAAGCUAUGGUAAUGCAAGAGGAGAUUUUUGGGCCAAUAAUGCCAAUUAUCACAGUAGACAACAUAGAAGAUAGCUUCAGUAUAAUAAAAUCAAGGCCAAAACCUCUCGCUGCAUAUCUCUUCACAAACAAUGAGCAGCUGAAGAAGGAAUAUGUGGAUAAGAUAUCUUCUGGAGGGAUGCUCAUCAACGACGCUGUCAUACAUGUUGCAACUCGUGGUUUGCCUUUUGGAGGAGUUGAAGAGAGUGGAAUGGGUUGUUACCAUGGAAAGUUCACUUUUGAUAGUUUCAGCCAUAAGAAAUCAGUUUUGUAUAAAAGUUUUGAUGCAGAUCCUUCCAUAAGGUACCCACCAUAUACACCUCAGAAGGAAAAAUUGUUGAGGGCCAUUUUAGGUGGCAAUAUUUUUGACAUAAUUCUUGCUUUAUUUGGAUGGUCUAAAUGAUGAUGUCUCCAAGGGACAUGUAAAUGUAAUGUUCUUGUUCUCCCUAGUCUCUCAUCAUCUCUGAUGGGGUGCCUCAUUCUCUUCUACUUUACACCGGCAAUGUAUUAUUGUACAUGUAUAAUGGAUAAUCAUUUGACUCAUAAAAAAGUAAAAAACUUAUGGAUGUGUGUGUA
Cicer arietinum (chickpea) is the source of this 2355-nucleotide messenger RNA. Its product is annotated as aldehyde dehydrogenase family 3 member H1-like. Gene Ontology annotation, biological process: aldehyde metabolic process. Gene Ontology annotation, molecular function: aldehyde dehydrogenase (NAD+) activity. Gene Ontology annotation, cellular component: cytoplasm. The record is from RefSeq and is a predicted model, not a curated record. Lineage: Eukaryota; Viridiplantae; Streptophyta; Magnoliopsida; Fabales; Fabaceae.